UCAAAUUUUAGAAGGAUUAGGAUUUUAUUGGAAAUACUAUUGGGACCAGAAGGUUGAGAGAAUUAAAAUAACUUUAAAAAUCACCAGGAUCAGUAGGCAAAAGAAAAAAGUUGUAAGGCAACAAGAACCUGUUACAUUAUUUAUGAUGAAUGCUGCCACACAAAUGUUAAAAAGGGCCGUUGAGCUGGACAACAACAAAAAAUAUUCAGAAGCUAAGAUUUGUUAUGAAGAAGGUAUCGAACUUCUUAUCAAGUCUGUUUCUACAUUGGCAGAUGAAAAAGCAAAGGCACAAAUUCGAAACAAAAUAGCUGAAUACAUGAAAAGGGGUGAAGAAUUGAAGCAACAUAUCCAAAAGCAUAAUGCAUCAGGAAAAUUUCAUGAAACAAUAAAAAUAAAGAAUGGACAAAUUGGUUGCAGCUAUUCCACUUUGUUUUCAAAAUACAUUGAUAAAAAAUUAAACUGUGUAACCAUUCAAGAUGCGUAUAUCAGAAGCCAUCAUCAACUUCUUAACUUAUUACGAUUUUGUGAAUUACUAGUGAAAAGGGGAAAAUCUUUGAAAAAUAUCACUGUUAUAACCGGCCGUGAUGAAAUAAAACCUGAAGAACAGUCUGCAAAGUUGGAAGAACUGACAAACAGUUUAAAGUCUGUUGGCGUCUCUCUCAAAGUAGAAUUUUCCGAUAUUAUACACGACAGGGAAAUUUUGUUGGACAAUGGUUGGAUAAUCAAAAUUGGACGUGGUCUCGAUUAUUUCAAAUCACCAAAAGGAAGAGUGUCAUUAGGUUUUUGUGAUUUUGAUUUAAGGGAGUGCCAUGAAACGAACAUUGAUAUCUAUGUGAUUCAGUGAGAAUAGGUGUUACCAGAGAAAUAUCAUUAUGUCUUUAUUUGCAUUUUGGGAUGCUGCAAAUGUUGAAAUAAAGACUAGUACAUGUUAGCCACCAUUUGUGAUUGAUCUUGUUGGUCUUAUCAUUGAUUUUAAAGUAUUUAUAUUUAAUGUACAUAUAUUUGCUGAAAUCAUUUUCUUAAUGUUGAUACCAAAGCCAUUUUUACUAUGUUGCUGUUGGAUGACUUUUUUUAAAUUUUAUAUAUAAUACAAAAAACUUUUCCUAUGGAUACUAAGGACUAGCAGAUUUGGUGUCACAGAUACCAUCACAUUGUAUAUUGAUAACAUCAUAUUGUUUUUAUGGUUUGCAUGUCAUUUUUUAACUGACUAUUGCAAAGGCAUAAAACUAUGGUAUUGAAUCAAGAAUGUGUCUUUGUUUUUUGCAGUAUGUAUAAUACAAACAUAUAUUUUUCA
This is a messenger RNA of Hydractinia symbiolongicarpus, 1294 nucleotides long. RefSeq names its product MIT domain-containing protein 1-like. The record is from RefSeq and is a predicted model, not a curated record. Bases 143 to 844 code for a protein of 233 amino acids. The transcript has 2 exons. NCBI's taxonomy places the organism in Eukaryota, Metazoa, Cnidaria, Hydrozoa, Anthoathecata, Hydractiniidae.